Messenger RNA from Salvelinus sp. IW2-2015, 1429 nucleotides. Its product is annotated as transmembrane protein 145-like. The record is from RefSeq and is a predicted model, not a curated record. Lineage: Eukaryota; Metazoa; Chordata; Actinopteri; Salmoniformes; Salmonidae. Gene Ontology annotation, biological process: G protein-coupled receptor signaling pathway; response to pheromone.
UCCAGUUGAUUGGGAAGGGGGCCGGGACGACCACUGAGUAGCGAAAUUCUGGGAUAAGAUGGAGGUUUGCGAGAGACUUUUGUGCCUGGCCGUGGUGUCCAGCGUUCUCUGCGUUGGCUCGGUUCUGGGGAAAUACGUGAGAGGUAUCGUCAACACCAAGGAGGACUGGUUGUUCCUCACUCGCUUCUGUUUUCUCACUGAUUUUGGACGUUUGGACUUCCGGUUCCGCUACCAAAAGUCGCGAUGCUGUCAGAAUAUAUUGCUCUACUUUGAUGACAGCUCUCAGUGGCCAGCUGUGUACAAGAAGCCAGACAAGGACUGCUACCAGAAGGAGGCAGUGUUGAGGCCAGAGAAUAACCAGGUUAUCAACCUGACCACGCGCUACACCUGGUCUGGCUGUGUGGUGGAAGGAGAGGGAGAUGAGGAGGUGCUGAGUUGUGUGGGAGGUCGUAGUUUCCGCUCAGUGAGGGAGAGAUGGUGGUACAUCGCUCUCAGCAAGUGUGGGGGGGAAGGUUUGCAGCUGGAGUACGAGAUGAAGCUGACCAAUGGCCAGUCUUUCUGGACACAGCAUUUCUCUGCAGACGAGUUUGGGAUCCUGGAAACUGACAUCACAUUCCUGGUUAUCUUCUCCCUGGUCUUCAUCCUCUCAUGUUAUUUUGCCUAUAAUCUGAAAGGAAGGCAGCUUCUCCAUACGACAUAUAAGAUGUUUAUGACUGCGGCUGGUGUAGAGGUUGUCAGCCUUCUGUUCCACUGUAUUUACUGGGGCCUGUAUGCCAGAGAUGGAGUGGGCAACGGCAGUCUCAAGAUAAUGGGGAAAUUCCUGUUCUUCUGUCAGUUUCCUGGUGUUCCUGCUGAUGCUGAUCCUGCUGGGGAAAGGCUUACUGUCACCAGGGCGAGGAUCAGCCACAGUGGCUCUGUCAAGCUGUCCAUCUACAUGACAGUCUACACCGUCACCUAUAUCAURCUCUUCAUAUACGAGGCAGAGUUCUUUGACCCAGGUGAYGUGCUGUAUGCAUAUGACAGCCCGGCGGGCUACGGUCUGAUGGGUCUCCAGCUGCUGGCCUACGUGUGGUUCUGCUACGCCGUCCUGAUCUCCCUCAAACACUACCCUGAGAAACAAUCCUUCUACAUCCCCUUCUUCACGGCAUACACACUCUGGUUUUUCGCGGUGCCCGUCAUGGCUCUGAUAGCUAACUUUGGCAUCCCUCGCUGGGCACGGGAGAAGAUCGUCAAUGGCAUCCAACUGGGCAUCCACCUCUAUGCUCACAUCGUAUUCCUCGUUAACUUCCAUACCAGACUGAGCAUCUCGGUCCCAGACUUUUGCACCAGACUGAGCGUCUCAGUCCCAGACUUCUGCACCAGACUGAGCUUCCCGGUCCCAGACUUCUGUACCAGACUGAGCCUCUCGGUCCCAGACUUCUGUACCUGA